Molecule: messenger RNA, 390 nt
Organism: Limulus polyphemus (Atlantic horseshoe crab)
Lineage: Eukaryota; Metazoa; Arthropoda; Merostomata; Xiphosura; Limulidae
Exons: 1
Cellular component (GO): extracellular region
Molecular function (GO): chitin binding
Source: RefSeq, a predicted model, not a curated record
GCAAAACGGGCUGCUUAUGAUCUUCCAGAUGGGGCGCAGAUUAUAGUGGGCCCGAUAAAAACAACUUUCUCCUGCGAUGGAUACAGAUAUGGAUAUUAUGCUGAUGUGGACAACGACUGCAAGAUCUUCCACAUCUGUCAUCCCCAGAUAUUGGCUAAUGGAGAGCAAAUCGUUUCUCAUUGGAGCUUCUACUGUGGCAACCAGACCUAUUUCGACCAACUUACUCUCACUUGUGGUCAUUAUGAAUCGAUCGUACCUUGUCCCGAUGCUGGUUCCUUUUACUACGUCAAUGACAAGAUAGGAAUUGAGGACGCAUUAUUCUUGACUGAUGACGAUGUACAGAGAGCGAAUGAAGUAAUUGGAUUUGGCUCUCGUGUACAGAAAAAAUAA